AUGACGGUGCCCGCCGGUUGGCCGGAAGACGCUCGACACCGUAUGAGAGACGCUGUGGUCAGAGCUGGAAUGCUCAGUCCUAAUAACCAACCGACCUUUACCUUCCUCUCAGAGCCGGAGGCGGCGCUAAUCGCCCUGCUGUCUUCGGGCGGAGCCCGCACCGCCCAACCAGAGGAGGGCAAUUUGGUUGUUAUCUGCGACUGCGGCGGCGGUACCAUUGAUUCCAUCGUCUAUGAAGUCCUGUCUACCUCCCCGCUGGCUGUUCGGGAGUGUACCUUGGCGGUGUGCCGAUUCGGCGGCGCAAUGAUAAUGGACGAGGCUUUUCUCGAGCUCUUGAAGACGAAAGUGAGAGCGAGUUGCCCACCUCAGACGUUUGACAGAAUUGCAGAAUCCGAAUUUGAGCAGUUCGCCGAGAGACACUUGUCUCGGGAUCUUAAACACAACUACUCCGGAGGAUCUUGGUCCUUUCCCAGCAGCGACGGGCUCCGCGACGAGAUUUCUCAAGUUUUCCAUCCCGCCAUGAGCAACGUGCUUGAUCUCAUCAGGUCGCAGAUUAGUACGACGGAGAAGGUGAUGGGGAGGGUCCCGGAGUAUGUCCUCCUUGCUGGUGGGUUUGAAGGCAACUCGUACCUUCAGACGGUGCUCUCGGACAACAUCCCCAUGCCGACUCGAGUAAUCUGGCCCCAAGGCUCCGAAGAAUGGACCUCGGUGUGUCGGGGAGCCACGAUGCAUGCGAUUAGAAAGCACUCGCCUCAUCCCGGCAACAACAUCGUUGAAAUCCAAUCCCGAAUCGCUCGCGCGAGCUACGGCAUCCUGAACGAGGUGGAUGCCACUGUCACCUGGUUGGUCCAGAAGGGCCAAAAUCUCCCCGCUCACGGGGUUGACCUAUCGCCCAAUCAAUUCUCGAGGGUCCGCACUCCGAACGGCAACAUCCUUUCGAUCGAUAUCUACCGCCAGCGCUCGCUUCACGAGCAACCGCACCUGCUGUGUCGAAUCAAGUGGGCGAUCACCAAUGUGCUUUGGACCCUGAUCUCCACACUCGACAUUGCCAAUACUGUGCAGCUCGAGAUAACCUGCUCCGCCGAGUCGGCCGAUUUCGCAAUCUCCUUCAAUGGAGAACGCCAGGGGCCGGAAAAGGUCACUGUCGACUAUGGGUAUUAGGACUCACCGUGGGAAGCCGGAGACGCAAGGAUUCGGGUUCCAUUUCUUCAUCAUUUCCACUUGUUCGUCUUUUGCGUUUCGGUCUCUCUUCUCCACUCUCCGCUCGCCGUUCUGCAUUUAUGUUGUCCAGUAUGCGAGGAAAUGUCAGCAAGGCAGAGUGUUAAAAGAAAAAAGGAAAAGGACCAAAAAAAAAAAAGGGCAGAUAAUUGCGGGCUAGUAAUCCGUAGUUUGCAAAUCAUUAGGCAGAUCAUUUUGGAAUGGAAUCGGUUCUCCAUCAUAA
Molecule: messenger RNA, 1441 nt
Organism: Phialemonium atrogriseum
Lineage: Eukaryota; Fungi; Ascomycota; Sordariomycetes; Cephalothecales; Cephalothecaceae
Exons: 7
Coding region: 1-1161 (386 amino acids)
Source: RefSeq, a predicted model, not a curated record